Messenger RNA from Aphanomyces astaci, 1367 nucleotides. RefSeq lists its product as hypothetical. The record is from RefSeq and is a predicted model, not a curated record. The coding region runs from base 52 to 1338 and encodes 428 amino acids. NCBI's taxonomy places the organism in Eukaryota, Oomycota, Saprolegniomycetes, Saprolegniales, Verrucalvaceae. The transcript has a single exon.
CUCGUCGCACAGAUUUCCAACGCUGUGGCGCUGUUGACACCGUGAAGCAAGAUGCCGCCAGGAUCAACCCCGCCACCAAAGCAUCAUGGACAUGAGGUCAGUCACGACAACGGCGACGCCAUCGAAAAUUCUCGGGAUGCCGCCGUAGUUUCCCCCAAACACUCAAUGAAGUCGAGUCAAAGCGACCUUACUUCCGUGGCCGUGGCUGCCGUCGCGACCACCAUGCACCACACCGACAAUACCGAACCCUCGGCAGGUGGUUACCGAGGGCGGUGCUUGUACAAGACUGGCAAAUGCGAGAACGAGCGCGCAUUGAAAACGAAUGGCCAAGCACACAACUUGUGUGAUAUGCAUCGCCUUCGACAGAACCAGAACCAGCGAAAACUGGAUGGGAAGAACCGACAUAACCGCACGGCGUACUCGCCGUAUGAGCGCAACUCUGCAGACCCCAUCUCCCCCGACCACACAAUUUCUCCAGUCGUCGCGACAACCGUCGACCCAGUGAAGCCAGAACCGUCGACGAUGCACUCACCCCGCUCGAGCGAAUGCAGCUAUACGACACCACCGACUCAAAUUGAACUGCCUCCGCGUACGUCGAAUCGACACUAUUUCGCGCCACCGAUCAACGCACCUGCGCACCACACACCGUCCUCGCCAUUGCAGUACCUUCCGUACCCAACGGCGCCCCGCAUAUCCAAUUCGGCUACGUUUCCGACCCUGUCGCAUCUGCGGCGGUCGACAUCGCAACCAACUAUCCACUACGACCCAUCGCCGCAACAGUCCCAACCCGUCAAGCCCGAAACAUUCACAGAUGACAUCACCGUCCCCACUCCAUCGUACUUGAAGGGCGAAGCACGGGAAGCCUUUCGGUCCCGCGUCCUUCAAAAGCUGGUCAACAUCAUCUCAGAAGAAGUGAUGACCACCCAGCACCAUCACCACCCACAAACCCAUCCCGCUGCUUACGACUUGGGCCAUGCCGACCACUUUGCCCCACAUCCAUAUGCCCCGCAUCACCACCACCCCGAGUACACUCCACCGCCCCCUGCGACAGCGUUCGGCUACAACAACCCCGCGUCGUACUCGACACACCAACAGCAGCAGCGCUACCCGCCUGCACUUGCUCCAAUUGGCUAUCCCCGCCAUUCUCCCCCGACCUACGACGACCCCCGUCCCCCGAACUCGUUCCAUCCGCAUCAUCCCCGUAUGCGAUUUCAGGCCUUGGACGGAACCAGCGGUCCGUUGCCCAAGCUGUAUCCGACUUCGUCGACGUUGCCAUCGCUGACUCGCCCCCCUCCGCCAAAAGAGUCGUCGUCGCCUAACAGAAACUAUUUAUUAUAAGUCACGCAAAUACACCGUAUUUUGUCAUA